AUGACAUAUGAAUCGGAAAUAGCUUAUGAAACGGAUAAAACUGUAUCUUUGGGUACUAUGAGUCAUAAAUGCGUAUACUGCAAUGCUCUUAAAUGCAGAGAGGCGCCUGGAAUGUGUUGUAGUGCUGGUAAAGUACAACUUCCAUAUUUUUUACCUCUUCCUGAACCUCUUUACAGUUUGAUUAUGGGGUUCCAUCCUGAUCACAAAAAUUUCAUUGACCGUAUUAGAAAAUACAAUAACUGCUUCCAAAUGACAUAUUUUGGAGCGAAACAAAUUAUCGAAGAUGGAUUUAUGCUCACAUUCAAAGUGAAAGGUCAGGUGUAUCAUUUAAUUGGUAGUUUGCAAGCUUGUCUGACUUGGCCGGGAAUAAAAAGAGAUCAAGCUUUGGGUAGAGUAUAUACCAUUCACCCUAAUAAUACCGAGUGUUACUAUCUUCGCCUUUUACUUCAUGAAAUCCGAGGUCCUACAUCUUUUUUGAAAUUGAAAACUGUUAACGGCACAAUUCAACCUACUUAUCAGGCAGCGUGUAAGGCUCUAGGCUUACUGGAAGACGAAAGGUACUGGGAUACAACUAUGGAAGAAGCUAUGCUUUGUGGUUCUCCAUUUAAAUUACGGGAACUUUUUGCAUUUAUGUUGAUAUUUUGUCAAUUGUCAGAUGCUUUAAGUUUUUGGGAAAAAUACAAGGACAGUCUUUCAGAAGAUAUAUGGCAUCGAGUGGAGUUGGAUAUACAACACGAGAAUGUGAAUUCAGUUAUUAAUGAAGUAUACAAUAAAUGCUUAGUUACUCUUGAAGAUACAGUUCUAUCUCUGGGAGUCUUACAAAAUAAAGAUUACCUUCGAGAGAUCAAUUAUGAUUCAAAUAUUUUGGCACAGUAUAUAAAUUUUAAUGAACAUUUACUAAAUAAUGAACAGUCCUAUGUAUAUGACAAAAUAUUAGAGGACAUUGAAAAGAUCACUGGCCAAACAUUAUUCUUAGAUGCACCUGGAGGCACUGGUAAAACAUUUGUCAUAAAUAUUUUAUUAGCCAGAGUACGAAAAGAUCAUGGAAUAGCUUUGGCUAUAGCUUCUUCAGGCAUCGCUGCUACAUUACUAGAAGGAGGUAAAACAGCUCAUUCUGUAUUUAAAUUACCAUUAAACCUAACGAGAAUGUGCAAUAUUUCCAAACAGAGUAAUAUAGCACAAGUUCUAAAAGACUGUAAGUUAAUAGUUUGGGAUAAAUGCACAAUGGUCCAUAAAUGUGACUUUGAAGCUCUUAAUAGAACAUUAAAAGAUAUAAGAAGAUAUAAUAGUUUGAUGGGUGGAGUCACUGUGCUACUAGCAGGAGAUUUUCGGCAAACAUUACUCGUUAUACCUAGGGGUACAAGGGCUGAUGAAGUAAAGUUAUGUCUAAAAGCUUCGUAUUUGUGGCCACAUAUCCAGAAAGUUGCACUUCAUAAAAAUAUGAGGGUUCAUGUGAAAGGAGACACAUCUGCUGGUAUUUUCACUGAAAUGUUACUUAAAAUAGGAGACGGAAAUUUCCCUUCAUUGGAAGGUGAGAUCACUAUUCCCUCAAAUUUGUGUAUAGUUGUUAGCUCUUUAUCAGAACUAACUUCCAGAAUUUACCCGGAUAUAAUAAAUAUCAAGAUGAAACCCACCGAAUGGUUGUGCAUGCAAGCCAUCUUAACUCCAAAGAACGACAAGGCAGCCGAAAUCAAUGAAAUUCUACUAAAGUUAUUUAAUGAAAAAGCUGUUGAAUAUAAAUCUUUUGAUUUGGUGAUCCAAUCGGAUGAUGCUGUCCAUUACCCUUUAGAAUUUCUUAAUACUCUGUAUCCUUCUGGUCUUCUAUCACAUAAACUUGUCCUUAAAAUUGGAGCACCUGUAAUGUUACUAAGAAAUCUUAACCCACCUAAAUUGUGUAAUGGAACUAGAUUGUAA
Molecule: messenger RNA, 1914 nt
Organism: Sipha flava (yellow sugarcane aphid)
Lineage: Eukaryota; Metazoa; Arthropoda; Insecta; Hemiptera; Aphididae
Exons: 2
Coding region: 1-1914 (637 amino acids)
Biological process (GO): telomere maintenance; DNA repair
Molecular function (GO): DNA helicase activity
Source: RefSeq, a predicted model, not a curated record